UUUUCCUAACGAGGGUAUUAGUCUCCAUGUAGAAUCUCUCUCUAUCUUUCUUCUUUCUUCUGCACCUUAUGGCUUCCUUCCACACUCUAAGUCACUACUUCAGUCACAUCCCUAUGCUUCUCAAAACAACUCCUUCAGCUUCACAUUUCAUGCAUUAGUUGCUGAGAGGCCUAUAUACACUAAUCUAGCUUCAGCGUUUCUUUUCUUUGUUUUUAACUCAUGAUUUUGUAACACUUCCGUUGAUUCCAUUUUACUGCUUCGUUUGACUUGGUUUUUCCUUUGUACACUACACUUGUCCGUCCCUCUCCUAUGUUCUCUUCUUUGUAUUACACGUAUGCCUUGAUUUUUGUGCUUUCUCAAUUCCCUUUUGCACCCUUUCUUUCGGCUUCUGUACAUCUGAAUAAACAUAUGUGCAAACUUUGAAUUGAAUAAAUCAAAACCUGUGGUUUCUGUUUCUUCUUCACGUUUGUGUUAAACUGAUCUGAACAAUUAUCAACCCCGCCAUGAUGUGAAGUUACAGAUAGUUAGCAAUAAGGUGUAAAGGCUUGGCUGAUCAACAUCAAAGAAAAAGAAUCAGGAAGCAGAAAGCUGAAAAAAAGCAUUUUCCUACAAAAUGAGUUAGUAUGUCUAGUAGAAAAGUAUACCUAUGUGGAACUUUGGUGGUGGCAGUUGCAGGUUUUCUCACAAUUCCUCAGCUGAAAAAAUGAGAAUUCUGGAAGAGUCACCUUCAUAUGCCCAUGGUUCCUCCUCCGCAGGUCAAGAGCCUCAGGAUGCAGAUUAUGAUGUUCCAUGUCUCAGUGAUGAGCUAGAGACCAUGAUACUGGCAAGAUUUCCAAUACCAAAACACUGGAAGAUGUGUUGUCUAAGCAAGCGGUUUCUGACCCUUCUGAAGAGUGGUGAAAUCUACAAAAUCAGGAGGGUGAUAGGGUUCAAGGAGCCAUCAGUUUUUAUGUUAGCAAGUGGAGAGAAGAAUUGGUGUGCAUUUGAUGGCCACUUCAGGUCCUGCAGGAAGCUUCCUAUCAUUCCAUCAGAUUACAAUUUUGAGUGGGGGAACAAGGAGUCAUUUUCUGCAGGGACCUAUAUCUUUGUUUCAGGAAAAGAGGUUGAUGGUGGUGUUGUUUGGAGGUAUGAGUUAGCAACAAAUGAGUGGUUCAAGGGUCCUUCAAUGCUCAGUCAAAGGUGCCUCUUUGCAUCAGCCUCUUGUGGUACCAUGGCUUUUGUUGCUGGUGGAAUUGAGACAACAACUAGGGAGGUUUUGAGUUCUGCUGAGAAAUACAACUCAGAAAGCCACAUUUGGGAGCAACUUCCAAGGAUGAUACAAAAGAGGAAGUCUUGCUCAGGUUGUUACUUGGACAACAAAUUUUAUGUGCUUGGAGGGCAAAACGAGCAGAAGAAAGACCUCACUUGUGGGGAAUUCUAUGAUGAAGACACAAACACUUGGAACUUGGUUCCUGCCAUGUUCAAAGAUAUUCCUCUUUCAACUCCAAGAUCCCCUCCUCUUAUUGCUGUUGCCAACAAUGAGUUGUAUACCCUUGACGCUUCCUCAAAUGAGCUAAAGGUUUAUCUUAAGAAAAGCAACUCAUGGAAGAAGUUAGGACCAGUUCCAGUGAGAGCUGAUGCACGACUAGGUUGGGGUGUGGCUUUCAAAUCCUUGGGAAAUGAGUUGCUUCUUAUUGGGGAUACCUCUGCCUCCUACUCACAACGUGCCGUGAUGAAGAUAUACACUUGCUUCCCUGAUCCACAUGUUGAGAAAUUGAAGUGGAAGCAAAUUGUAUGUAGCAGCACCAACCUUCACCCCUUUAUUCACAAUUGUGCUGUCAUGUUAGCUUGAACCUUGAUGCCAAUCUCCAAAAAGUAUAAGGAAUAUAUAAGAAAAGUUUGUUGGUUAUUAGUAUGGAGUUUGUCUUUUUUACUUCAUGCUUCUGUUGUUAAUUUGAUCUUUGUUUAAUUCUUGUAAGCCACAUGAAGGUGUCACUUCAUGAAACUCCUUGAGUGUCUUAGGCUAGUUA
Molecule: messenger RNA, 2009 nt
Organism: Glycine soja
Lineage: Eukaryota; Viridiplantae; Streptophyta; Magnoliopsida; Fabales; Fabaceae
Product: F-box/kelch-repeat protein At3g27150-like
Exons: 2
Coding region: 647-1831 (394 amino acids)
Cellular component (GO): cytosol
Molecular function (GO): protein binding
Source: RefSeq, a predicted model, not a curated record